AUGGGAGCCAACAAAGAAGUCGUGAGGCUCUCCAUGACUUGCCGGCGCCUUGAAGAGGCAGAGAAGAUGAUCCUAGAAGAUUUUCCGCGCACAGAGUUGCCAGCAGAAGCCGAAAGACUCAAAAGGGCCAAGCAGAAAAUGAUCCAGGACGAAGUGAAAAGUACCGUUCUAACGCACUUCUUGCAUUACGUCAAGUUCAAGGGCCGACGUCAUCUUCGAGAAUCGAGAAGGAACUCACGGAGGUAA
Letharia columbiana is the source of this 246-nucleotide messenger RNA. RefSeq lists its product as uncharacterized. NCBI's taxonomy places the organism in Eukaryota, Fungi, Ascomycota, Lecanoromycetes, Lecanorales, Parmeliaceae. The transcript has a single exon. The record is from RefSeq and is a predicted model, not a curated record. The coding region runs from base 1 to 246 and encodes 81 amino acids.